AUGGUACUUCUAGCAAAAAAGAAGACCUAUAUCUGUCUACAUGUGCUAAAUACUAUUAUACUCACAGCCAUUUCGGCAAUCCAUGAGAAAAGGUCCUCUCUUAGGAACUUACAAGACAAAAUAGAAGUAAGAAAGUCAAUAAUCGACCAGAAGGUGUAUACAAAACUUUUUACUAAAAUUGCAGAAGGAAACUACAUAGUCGUCCAAAGAGAUAGCAAGCUUUUAAAAUAUCUUGGGAACACUAAUCCUCUUUCAGAUCUCUAUUUAAUCGGGAAAUAUGGGAUUCCAAAACAUAUUUCUUUGGAGGACAUUCCUUAUCUUGAAACUGAAGCUCGAUACUUCUUUAUAGAAAUCAAAGAUAUUCCAAUCCACAGGAUAUUUGUGAAGCAGAACCUUCAUUCUUUUAUGUAUAUAAAGGGUUUUAAUCUUGGUCCAGACAAAGAUGAAAUCGACCAAAUGGUGAAGAUUUCCCAGGAAUGCUUGAGGGCUUUUGAUCGAAUAGGGAAUAUAGAAAUGGCUGCCAAAGACAUGAUAGUCAAAAUUCGUAAGGUAAACCCUUUCGAACUUUUCAUCAACCAUUCAGAAGGUUUCACCAUAAUGAAAUCAAUAUUCAACCACAGGAACGAGUUUCUGGAAGACUUGAAAGUUCACUUUGUAAAAUUCAUGAGCUCGAUCUUUUUUGGAAUGAAAACAUCCUCCUUCUGCGAUGCCUAUGUAAAGAGCAUUAUCAGCUAUUUGGAAAGGGAAAAUAUCCUUGCUAUAGCUCCGUCAAUCAAGGAAUAUCCAGAAUUAAUCCACCGCUUAUUUCCAUACAAAAUCAUCUCAACCUCACCUAAUAUUCUUCACGAGGAAUUGAUUGUGGGAGGAAUCUCCUUGGAUGGCAUUUUGCAAGAUAAGUAUCUAAGGGAGCUUUUUAAUCUUGGGAAGAUCAAGGAAAUAACAAGAGGAGGAAGCAGGUUUAUAUUUACAGGCCAUAUAUCCAUUGACAACCAAAAAGGAAAAUACAACGUUAGUUUCGUAUAG
Molecule: messenger RNA, 1023 nt
Organism: Encephalitozoon intestinalis ATCC 50506
Lineage: Eukaryota; Fungi; Microsporidia; Unikaryonidae
Exons: 1
Coding region: 1-1023 (340 amino acids)
Source: RefSeq, a predicted model, not a curated record